AUGACUGCCACCUCAAUUCGAAAUCUUACGUUUCUAGACGGACUCAAUGAGAACCAAAGGGAGGCAGUGACGGCACCGGCCAGUGGCCGUCUUCAAAUAAUUGCUGGUCCAGGUACAGGAAAGACAAAAGUAUUGACUUCACGAGUAGCAUACUUACUCCUUGUUGAGAAGAUCAGACCAGAACACAUUAUUGUAACGACAUUUACCAAAAAGGCCGCUAAUGAACUAGUGGACAGGUUAGGAAGUUUGUUGAAAUCACACACCGAGAUCAAGGUGUCGAAUUUGCUAGUAGGUACAUUUCACAGCUUAUGCUAUCGCAUUAUCAAAAAAUUUGGUUCAAAAAUUGGUGUUAGUGGGUACACCGUAGCUGAUGAGAGAGACAAGGACCAUCUUUUGAGAGAGUUAUUGGAGAAGGACCUUUCUGGUGAGGCUAUUGGGUAUAUCAAGGAUGCACCUCGGGAGGAAAUCCUAUUUCUUGCAUCCAACAAAAAGAAUGAUAAAUACUAUGGGAUCGAUAUCAACAAGUUGAAGCGGCAAAUUUCAAAAUUGAAAUCGCAAGGGAUAUCACCGGAGAGCUAUACCAACGUGAAAGGUUGCAACAAAUGUUUGCAAUUAUUGUACAGUGCUUAUCAACUGAAACUCGCCGAAGAAAAGAAACUCGAUUUUGAUGACUGCUUACUUACGUGCUACAACUUGGUGACGAAAUUUCCCGUACUCCAUUUUGUCAAACACGUGCUUGUGGACGAGUUUCAAGAUACGAAUGAUAUCCAACUUCGUUUGAUGUAUCAAUUUGCCACGGGGAAUAUUACUGACCCUAAAUUUCAACAUAAUGUUACAAUAGUGGGCGACCCAGAUCAAAGCAUAUAUGCAUUCAGAGAUGCACAAGCGAAAAACUUUGGACUAAUGCUAGACCAUUACAAGCGACUUGAUUUGGCGUGUGGAGUUAUUGCAUUGAACCAAAACUAUAGAUCUACAAACGAUAUCUUGCAAGUUUCGGAAAAGUUGAUGAGACAACAACAGGAUCGACAAGUAAAGGAUUUAGUUUCUCAAUUCAAAGAUUCAGUUAAGCCAGUUUACAAAUGCUUGCUAUCUGCUAAACAAGAAGCUAAAUGGAUUGCGUAUCAAAUUGAAUUUUUGUUGAAAUUGCCACACUCAAUGAUUAAACCAAAUGACAUUGCAAUCUUAUUCCGUGCCGCAUUCCAAACUCGUGCCGUUGAGGCCGAGUUGGUUAAGAGAAAAGUCCCAUACUUUAUGAUUCGUGGCAAAGCAUUUUGGGAACGGAAAGAAGUUGUUUCAAUCAUUGAUUACUUGCGCGUUUGUGGUGAUGAAAAUGAUAGAAUAUCGAUUUUCCGCACGUUGAAUUUCCCUAAACGUGGAUUGGGGGACAAGACUCUUCAAUCGAUUGACGACAUUGUGAUGAGUGGUAAGCGAUCUGGAUUCACGGCAUAUCAAACGCUCAAGGCAUUGUCUAUGGAUAAGCUUUCCAGUUUGAAGUUACCUCAUCGAGCAAGAAAUAGUGUUGCCAAAUAUGUGCAAAUGAUUGAUGAAGCAAGGAAAAUAUUGAACAAGAUGGAACCGAGUUGCACGGAUCGUGAGAGGACCGCUUUUGCAAUUGAAUUAUUUGAGCUUGUUUAUCAAGAGUCUGGCUUAAAAGUUGAGUUUCUGUCUGACGAGGAGAAGGCAUUAAACAUUGAAGAAGUGAAGAAUCAAUUUGUUUCGUUUGAGCCCCAAGAUGAAACUUUCAUUGGUAACACUGACGACUCUCAAGCUAGUGAUGAUCGAAACUUUAUUGUUCAGUUUGUUGAAUCUGUUGGACUAUACGCCACCGAUGACAAGGAUGACGAGAACCUGAACAAGCCCAAAGUAUCCCUCAGUACCAUACAUGGUUCAAAAGGUCUUGAAUGGCCAGUAGUUUUUGUGCCUGGAUUAUCCGAAGGGUUACUACCUGCUGGGUUUGCCAUGUACGGAAGUGACUCCAAAGACGCGGUUGAUGAAGAGAGACGAUGCUUUUACGUUGCAUGCACUAGAGCCAAGGUGUUGCUUUAUAUAUCCGCCUACAAAGAAUCAGCUUCGUCGAGUUCUAGUUGGAGACAACAAAUAGAUAGCGAGUCGAGGUUUGUCACAAAGCUAAACGAUCUCAAAGCAUUUGAUACAGUGCAGACUGCAUUAAAAACGCCAAAGGGGUUCCAGAAGUUGUGCUCGAUGCUUGGAAUAACGUACGAUAGUUCAAUUGAUGGUGAAUUGGAGCAAUUGUUUCAAUCGUACGCCAAAAAUUGGGAUAUUUACUCAAAUGAUGACACAUUCGAGGCUACUAUACUGCCUGAAGAUGCCAUGUCGGUUGGAUUUGCAAAAGCGCUGGGGUUGAGUCAAGAUUUGAACUUGAAAAAGAGGAAACUAGAUUACGAAGCGGAGCCUUUUAUCAGACAGCAACCUAAACCACAAUCGCAACGUCAAGUGGGUGAUCUCAGAAAUGAUAGCUAUCUAGGUGAGGACCCGGUUGUGUUUUUGUCCAGCACCAAGAUUAAUAAAGCCCCCAACACCGGGGUAAACAAAGCUCCUAGUACCGCGGUAAACAAAGCUUUCAAUGCCAAAUCUAAUAAAGCUCCACCAUAUGUCCCCCAGCGCAGGCUGAAGUCGACGGCAUUAGGAGUGAAAAGGUGA
This is a messenger RNA of Lodderomyces theae, 2661 nucleotides long. RefSeq names its product DNA helicase. The transcript has a single exon. Gene Ontology annotation, biological process: recombinational repair. Gene Ontology annotation, cellular component: nucleus. Bases 1 to 2661 code for a protein of 886 amino acids. Gene Ontology annotation, molecular function: ATP binding; 3'-5' DNA helicase activity; DNA binding. NCBI's taxonomy places the organism in Eukaryota, Fungi, Ascomycota, Pichiomycetes, Serinales, Debaryomycetaceae. The record is from RefSeq and is a predicted model, not a curated record.